UGGGAAUUACCUGAAGGAUUAGUGCAGGUCAAAAAUGCUGCUCGGCCAGACACCGGCUCGCCCGCUGCUGUCUCUUUGGGGUUGCCUGCGGCACUGUCGCAACAGUAGUUCAGAAAACACUGCCAAGAGGGCUGUCGCGGACCGGGUUCUCUCUGCGUUCAGGUCUAUAUGCGGUGAGGAAAGUGUCUCUUUGAGUGAAGCUGUCAGAGAACAACAUGGCAGAGAUGAGUCUGUACACAGAUGUCGCCCCCCAGAUGUGGUGGUGUUUCCUCGAUGUGUGGAGGAGGUCAGCGCUCUGGCCAAGGUCUGCCACAAACACAGUCUUCCCAUUAUCCCCUUUGGUACCGGGACUGGCUUGGAGGGAGGAGUUGGUGCUGUGAAGGGUGGAGUGUGCUUCAGUUUGAGAAACAUGGAGCAGAUCCUGGAUCUCCAUCCAGAGGACUUUGAUGUAACGGUAGAACCUGGUGUGACCCGGAAGACCCUCAAUGUCUACCUGCGAGACACCGGACUCUGGUUCCCUGUGGAUCCUGGAGCUGAUGCUUCCCUGUGUGGCAUGGCGGCCACCAGUGCGUCUGGCACUAAUGCAGUCCGCUACGGGACUAUGAGGGAAAACGUCCUAAACCUUGAGGUGGUGUUGGCUGAUGGGAGCGUCAUGCACACUGCUGGGAAGGGCCGACGUCCCAGGAAGACUUCAGCGGGCUACAACCUGACAAACCUGUUUGUGGGCUCAGAGGGCACCCUGGGCAUCAUCACUAAGACCACGCUGCGCUUGUACGGCAUCCCGGAAGCCAUGGUGUCGGCUGUCUGCUCGUUCCCCUCUGUCCAGGCUGCCGUAGACAGCACCGUGCAGAUUCUGCAGGCUGGAGUCCCCAUCGCUCGCAUCGAGUUUUUGGAUGAUGUGAUGAUUGAUGCCUGCAACAGGUUCAGCUCCCUGUCCUACCCGGUGACGCCCACGCUGUUCUUGGAGUUCCACGGCUCGGAGCGAAGCCUCGAAGAGCAAGUCAACACCUCUGAGGGAAUAACUCAGAGUAACGGAGGUUCAGAUUUUCAAUGGGCUCAAGAUGUAGAAACACGGGAGCGGUUGUGGAAAGCUCGUCAUGACGCCUGGUACGCCGCACAAGCUCUCAGACCGGGGUGCAAGGCCUACUCCACAGAUGUGUGUGUCCCUCUGUCUCGGCUGCCUCAGAUUGUUGUAGAGACAAAGGAGGAUCUCAUUGAGAACAGACUCACAGGUCCCAUUGCGGGCCAUGUGGGUGAUGGUAACUUCCACUGUCUGAUGGUGGUGGACCCCACCGACCCAGACGAGCUUCACAGGGUCCAUCUGUUCACCGAGAGGCUGGCCAGACGAGCGCUGGCCAUGGACGGUACGUGCACAGGCGAGCAUGGAGUCGGUCUGGGAAAAAGAGUGCUGCUGUGUGAGGAGAUGGGACCUCAGGGCAUCCAGGUCAUGCAGGGUCUCAAGGAUGCCCUCGACCCUAAGAACCUGAUGAAUCCUGGGAAAAUCCUGCAGCAAGGAGAACUGUGAACUCUACUUCCAUCUGAGAGGACAACUGUGAAUGUUUUUAAAGCACUUCCCUCUAAAGGGAAAUACCCUGUCAGGGGAUGAAUGAAGUGUGAACCACAAGCUAGAAGUAAUCCUCACAUAGAAAAUCAAUGUUUAAGUCUCGUUUUCCUUUGGUCUAAACAUGAUGGAUGUGUCAUAGAUUGUUGAACUCAACAUGAAUCCCAUUGAGUUUUUGGAAACCGUUCACUGCUUGAAUUAAAAAAUAAUUG
Molecule: messenger RNA, 1773 nt
Organism: Cololabis saira (Pacific saury)
Lineage: Eukaryota; Metazoa; Chordata; Actinopteri; Beloniformes; Belonidae
Gene: ldhd
Product: lactate dehydrogenase D
Exons: 11
Coding region: 35-1525 (496 amino acids)
Biological process (GO): lactate catabolic process
Cellular component (GO): mitochondrion
Molecular function (GO): D-lactate dehydrogenase (NAD+) activity; FAD binding; D-lactate dehydrogenase (cytochrome) activity
Source: RefSeq, a predicted model, not a curated record